Acipenser ruthenus (sterlet) is the source of this 990-nucleotide messenger RNA. Its product is annotated as barrier-to-autointegration factor-like. NCBI's taxonomy places the organism in Eukaryota, Metazoa, Chordata, Actinopteri, Acipenseriformes, Acipenseridae. The transcript is spliced from 3 exons. The record is from RefSeq and is a predicted model, not a curated record. The coding region runs from base 137 to 409 and encodes 90 amino acids. Gene Ontology annotation, molecular function: DNA binding.
AUGGCACUCUGAAUGUCUUCCCUCUCACGUGAUUCGCUGAUCACGUGAUCUUUCUAGCUAAAAUAAGAAAGUUGGGGCUCGUUGGGUAGUUCUUUCUGGCGGUAAACGUUCAUCAAUAUAAGACGAACCCGCAGGCAUGUCCACUACCUCUCAGAAGCACAGGGACUUUGUAGCAGAGCCCAUGGGAGACAAGCAUGUCACAGCACUCUCUGGAAUUGGAGGGGUGCUUGGGAAGAAACUAGAAGAGCAAGGAUUUGAUAAAGCAUAUGUUGUCUUGGGUCAGUUUCUUGUUCUGAGAAAAGAUGAUGAACUCUUUAUAGAAUGGUUGAAAGAUACUUGUGGAGCCAAUUCCAAACAAGCCUUCUCGUGUUACACAUGUUUAAAAGAGUGGUGUGAUUCCUUCCUGUAAGAACUGUACUGUACCCCUGCCACCCAAGUACAUUUUCUGUGGCUGGGAUAACCGGAACUCGUUGAAAACCUCCACCAAUUCCAUCACAACUCUGUCAGUUCUAUGGUCCUGAAUAAUACUGGAAUGCUGUUAAAAGUUUGGUUUGUUGUGAUUAAAACAUGACUUCAGAUUUUUUUUAUGAUGGAUUCUUAACUUUAUACUUGUAUUUUUUUUUUAAGUAAAUAAAGCAUAUUGUAAAAGGCACCAUGUACCCAACUUGGCGUUUGUUUGUUUAGCUUGCCAGGUUAUAUAUUGUCAAUGUAAAGCAUCAUACUUUGUAUUAUGUAAAUUCCCCUCUAAUAUCAAAACUCAAAUGUUAUGAAUCUGCAAAGCACACAAAUUCCUUCCUGUCUACAAAUGCAUUUUGAUUUAUGCUCUAUAUGUAAAGAAAAAAAAAACUGAUUUUUGUAAAUUUUUGGGGGGUAAUAUGUAAAACUUGCUCUUGGGUCUGUGUUUUGUGCACUUUCUUUCUUUUCAAUGCUCACAUGUAAGUUUUAAAUAACAUGAGCCAGCUGCAACAUUAAACAAAAUUAUACUGUUUA